ACUUGCGUAUACGCCAAACCGUUAGGACUGCGAGUGUGGAAAUUGGUACGUGAGUGGGCGACCCUUUUCACGACCGACCUGUACUCAAAGAUCGAAGCUUGCAACCGCGUGAAAGACGAGCUUGUGUUGGAUUCAAUGCUGUCACAGUGUGUUGUAGUGAACUAAACUCUCUUCCAAUGCACCCAGAAUGGCAAGCUGUGCCGUGGAAGGAGGGUGUCCCAGCGACUAUGUGGCCAUCGCCGUUUCCAUUUUGUCAUUCCUUUUGCUUCUCUCAUGGUCAAUCUUUCCUUUUCUAGUUGACAAGGUUCCUCGUACUACAGGCAGUAGCUUCUGGAUUCCAGUUCUUCAAGUUGUUGCUAGCUUCAACCUUCUGCUUUCAACUGCGAUGUCUGUCAAUUUUGUGACAUUCAAAAGGAGACACUGGUGGCGAUCUUGUUAUCUUUGGGCUGUCUGGGUUGAAGGUCCGCUAGGGUUUGGUUUGUUGCUAAGCUGUCGAAUAACACAAGCCUUCCAACUAUAUUUUAUUUUUGUCAAGAGGCGCUUACCACUUAUCAGAUCAUAUUUUCUUCUUCCCCUUAUUCUUCUUCCUUGGAUUGCUGGUGCUACUUUUAUUCAUACAAAGAAGCCUCUAAACUAUCGCUGUCACAUGAGGGUUCAGUGGAUCAUCCCAAUUGUAUGUCUCCAUGCAUUUUAUGUGACCACUUUGCUGGGAGUUACAGGAGCCGUUCGUCAUAUAGAGUUCAGAUUUGAUGAACUCAGAGAUCUCUGGCGGGGAAUAUUUGUAUCAGUUUUGUCCAUUGUUGUGUGGGUUACAGCUUACGUACUGAAUGAAAUUCAUGACGAUAUCUCAUGGCUUCAAGUUGUCUCCCGGUUUUUGCUUCUAGUUAUGGCCAGCAUACUCGUUAUGGCUUUCUUUUCAAUAUCAACUUCACAACCACUGCUCUCACAAAUCAGCUUGAGGCGAAGGGAAUCCAGAGAGUUUUACACGAUGGGCCAGGCACUGGGCAUACCCGAUAGUGGGGUAUUAGCACAAAAUGACCCAAUUUCUGUGAUAGAUGCUAAUGAGCCAUUGGAUAAGCUUCUUCUGAACAAGAGAUUCCGGCACUCCUUUAUGGCCUUUGCUGAUAGCUGCUUGGCUGGGGAGAGUGUGCACUUCUUUGAUGAAGUUCACGAGCUUAGUAAAAUACCUGAAGAUGAUUCAGUGAGAAGGAUCUAUAUGGCACGCCAUAUUAUUGAGAAGUACAUUGCUUCAGGUGCAUCAAUGGAGGUGAACAUUUCUCAUCGAAGCAGGCAAGAAAUUUUGACGACUCCCAAUCUUGCUCGCCCGGAUCUCUUCAAUAAUGCAUUAAACGAAAUAAUGCAGCUGAUGAAAACGAAUCUGGCAAGAGAUUACUGGUCCUCAACGUUCUAUACGAAGUUCCAGGAAGAAGCCAAGAAGAGAUCUGAUAGCUAUGAUCUGGAGCCAAUAUCAGGAUGGAAUUUCUCUCCUAGGUUGAGUUCCGUGCAUGGUGCAGAUGAUCCUUUUCACCAGGACCAACUUUUCAAGAGUUCUUCUGGCCGUAGCUAUGAUUGACACUUGAUCAGUUCGGAUGGAGUAUUAUUCUAGCUUAAGGGAACAUUGGAAUCAUAGCGAUACAAGUUAAACCUUACUUUCUGUUGAACCUUACCCGCAGAAUAAUGACACGCACCAGCCAUAGAAGAUGAAAUAAUGGGAGGAGACAAGGAAAGGUCUGAUCAAAGAGUCAUCGGUGUUACAUUUUUCUUGGCAUAAUCUGUACAGAUAUGAUAUGACAUUGUAUAUUGUGAUCAAGUGGCUGAACCAUUCAGCUCUAAAAACAUUUAUUGACACUUUUAGCUUGCAAAUUAAAUUUCAUGUAACAAACAAAAUCCUAAUUAACAAUAUACUCAAAGGCUUAGUUGUUGAUAGAAUACAAUGAGGCUAUGUAAUUCA
Molecule: messenger RNA, 1951 nt
Organism: Prosopis cineraria
Lineage: Eukaryota; Viridiplantae; Streptophyta; Magnoliopsida; Fabales; Fabaceae
Product: regulator of G-protein signaling 1
Exons: 12
Coding region: 188-1573 (461 amino acids)
Source: RefSeq, a predicted model, not a curated record